Amyelois transitella is the source of this 6022-nucleotide messenger RNA. It is a transcript of the gene Gbeta13F, whose product is annotated as guanine nucleotide-binding protein G(I)/G(S)/G(T) subunit beta-1. The record is from RefSeq and is a predicted model, not a curated record. The coding region runs from base 320 to 1342 and encodes 340 amino acids. Gene Ontology annotation, molecular function: protein binding; signaling receptor complex adaptor activity. The transcript has 9 exons. NCBI's taxonomy places the organism in Eukaryota, Metazoa, Arthropoda, Insecta, Lepidoptera, Pyralidae. Gene Ontology annotation, biological process: G protein-coupled receptor signaling pathway. Gene Ontology annotation, cellular component: cytoplasm; heterotrimeric G-protein complex.
CAUUCCAGGAACUUUGACGCAAUUUGCAAAUGGCCGUGAAAAGGACCCAGCUCGAGGGUGUAUGAAAAGCUAAAUGGUGGAUGAUUUCGUGAUAUAAGCUAGUGAAUAUAUUGUUAAUUCAGUGUGGUGCCGUUAAAACAAUUCACAAUGUGCCAAAGAGUGAGAAUCCAGUCUUAAUGGUGUUAUAGGAAGAGCCUGAAAACCGCUGGAGGGACUUACUACGAGACUUAGCUGGCAGAAGGGUCAGCAGGCGUAGCGUAUCGUAGUCGCUUGGCGGCAUCACAGGCGUUUGCUCCGGUCGUUCAGCUAGGCGGCCACGAUGAAUGAGCUCGACAGCCUGCGGCAGGAGGCGGAGACCCUCAAAAAUGCCAUACGGGAUGCACGGAAGGCGGCGUGCGACACUUCGCUUGCGCAAGCGACGGCCAACCUCGAGCCGAUCGGGCGUAUCCAGAUGCGGACGAGGCGCACCCUGCGGGGUCACCUCGCCAAGAUCUAUGCCAUGCACUGGGGCAGUGACUCCAGGAACCUGGUAUCCGCCAGCCAGGACGGCAAGCUGAUCGUGUGGGACAGCCACACCACGAACAAGGUGCACGCGAUCCCGCUCCGCUCGUCGUGGGUGAUGACGUGCGCGUACGCACCCUCCGGCUCCUACGUGGCGUGCGGCGGCUUGGACAACAUCUGCUCUAUUUACAGUCUGAAGACACGCGAGGGCAACGUGCGCGUGUCCCGCGAGCUCCCCGGCCACUCGGGCUACCUGUCCUGCUGCCGGUUCCUGGACGACAACCAGAUCCUCACCAGCUCCGGGGACAUGACCUGCGCCCUGUGGGACAUCGAGACGGGCCAGCAGUGCGGGCAGUUCACGGGGCACACGGGCGACGUGAUGUCGCUGUCGCUGGCGCCGGACCAGCGCACGUUCGUGUCGGGCGCGUGCGACGCGUCCGCCAAGCUGUGGGACAUCCGCGACUGCCAGUGCAAGCAGACCUUCCCCGGCCACGAGAGCGACAUCAACGCGGUCACUUUCUUCCCGUCCGGGUUCGCGUUCGCGACCGGCUCCGACGACGCCACGUGCCGGAUGUUCGACAUCCGCGCCGACCAGGAGCUGGCCAUGUACUCCCACGACAACAUCAUCUGCGGCAUCACCUCGGUGGCGUUCUCCAAGUCCGGCCGGCUGCUGUUGGCCGGCUACGACGACUUCAACUGCAACGUUUGGGAUUCGAUGAAGAGCGAGCGAGCCGGAAUACUGGCCGGCCACGACAACCGAGUGUCCUGCUUGGGAGUCACCGAGAACGGAAUGGCGGUCGCGACCGGCUCCUGGGACUCAUUCCUACGCAUAUGGAACUAAACAUACACACAUACAUCCUAUAACACCCCCCCUUCACACACAACACACACGCCACACUUGACCCCACGCGCGCGUCUAAUUGGAACGAUUGAGACUUGAUUUUUUUUUUUUUUUUCAAGAUAUAUUCGUUUAGUUUCAUGUUAUUUUUGGAAUUCUUUAGUCAAUAAUAAACCCCUGAUUUAUUCGAAAUUAAUCAAGUUAUAUUCUCAACAUGGGUUCCUCAGUCUGCAAAGAACCCUUUUUAAUCCCCUGCGUAAAAAAGAGUGGUGUUAUGUUAUUCCAAAUUAAUAUAACAGAUUAAAGUCCACAUUGAUUACAGAUAAUGGGGGAGGUGAAGUUUUAUACUAUUUUAGACGCGACGAAUGUUUAAAACGCGACUUUGCUAAUGUAUAUUACAAAAUGUACGGUUUAUAUGUGGAUAUAGGUACGUACGCUCUGUCUGUCCCCACGGGGUGAAGACGUGGUGAGAUGUAUGUAUUUGUGUAUAAAUGUAUAAUGUGGAUUGAGAUUAUACAUCAUAUCGAUAUUUCUAGAUAAUCGAAGCCAAACUAUUUUUUACACCUUAAUUCUAGAGAUAUGAAGUGACAGUGUGAAAUUGUAUCUCGGAAAGUUUUGAAUGAAAAGGAAAUUUACAUUUUUUAUUCACGGUAUAAAUAAAAUCAUCUCUCUAAAUUUAUUAUCCAUUAGAAAUGAGCUUAAGGUGGAUAAAACAUCGUGAGGAAACCUGCGCAUUUUUUAAACAACUUAAUGUGUGACCCGUGAUACAAGCUCGGUUAGGCUUUGUACCCGUUUAUUGGGUCACGGAGGUCACAAGGGAGUCGCUAUUAGUAAUUACCCGUCUACCCCACACCAGGAUCCUGGUCACAGGUCGACAUUCCUCACCAGAAACAGAGACAUGAUAAUACGACGAUUUGUGACGCUACCUUAAUAUAUCCACAUAAUAACCGUACUACUAUAUACAUAUAUAUAUAUAUAAAUCACUAUUUCCAAAAAAAAUUCAAGUCUCAUAAUAAACAGGGACUUUAAUGCUAUUUAGCGUGUUGAGCAUUUAAAAUUGUAUGUUGGGGUUUGUCCGUGUGAGUGUGCGCGUUUUAUUAUAUAUAUAUAUUAUACAUUUAUAUUAUAUAUAUUUAAAGUAUAAUUAUGGUUAGCGUAUCCCAAUACCUUUGCCCAGGAGGGAACAGCUGUUUUAUGUUUCUGUGACUUGAUGACACAUCGCACAAUAGAAAAGUCGUACAAGUUAUAUAAAAAAAACUAAAAUUAAAGAACCAAAAACUAUUAUUAAUGUAUCUAUGUGUAAUUUAUUGAAUGAGAAUAUGUUUAAGAAUGAGAUUCGUCUAUAGAUCUCUUUAUUGGAACUGAAUGCCUAAUGUCUAUGGUCUUACUGGGUUGGUAACUAAAGUUGGUGUCCACUCAAAAGAGUUAAAAACAUCUCUUGUCAAAGCAUUUUAACAUUUAACACAAGAAUAACAUAAAAUAAAUAUCAAUAUGUGCAUUAAAGAACAGUUCAAUGACCUAAAUAUCAACCAAUAGAAAACUUCCUCGUUUAAAUUUCGAGCGAUGUGAUUGGUGUUCGGUUUCGUUCACCUAGUAUAAGGUCAAAGCCCAGUGGAAAAUGUUUUUAGCCGUAUUUGCUGUGCUGACAACUUUAGUUAACGACACAUGAACCGACGUUCAAUAAUUUAAGAAUUUUUAAUAAAAUUGAGGGAUUAAAUGUGUAAGUCGCAACGAUUUUUCGUCUGUUUUACAUACAUUUUAAUAUUAAAUAUUGAGUUACCCUUUAUAUAAUUUAAAUCUUGUCUAAUGAAUUGUACGUCAAAAGGUGUAGGGGAUAAUCCGUUGCGAAAGCAUAUUUCCAAACCUCUGGUUCAUAAGUAAGACCAAUAGACUUUGCUAUUGAAUAGCUGCUUUCCCUCCAAUAUUUGUUUUGGAGUGCAGGCAAGCUAAUUUAAUUCGUAAUAAUAUUUAUACUUUGACAUUUGCAAUAUAAUCUUUAAACUCAAAACGUCGUAUCAAUGUAUAACAUUUAAGAUUAAGGUUAUUUUGAGAAUUAUAUUUUUCGUUGCACAAAAAUGAUAAUUUUGCGCACAUGUGUUAAAUUAUGCAUUUCAGUUCCAUUCCUAAUGGGGCGUAGAAGGUCCGAUUUGAAAAAUGCACGUCAUACGGUAUAAUUUUUGCCGCAAUGGCGUUUUGAAAAUCGGAUCUUCUGCGUGUACUUUGAUGAUUUUAUUUUUACAGAACCUUUAUGUGAUGUUUGUUUGUCUUAUCUGAAUUGGAAAUAUAAUUGUUUGGACGAGAAAGAUACAUUUUAUUUCGUUCUAGCGUAAGGAUAAUAAGCUUCUCAGGAAUUAUCACGAACAAAAUGAAUAGUACUGUCAACCCAGUACGGCGGCGUUACGCUGGUCACUACGUAACUUGGUCGGCAUAGAAGUGCCAUUUUCUACGAAAAACUGUGCCGUAAUUUCUACAUUUUGGACUUAUUAAUUUUGAAAUGAAUAGCUUUUGUAAUAAUAGUUUUUAACCACAGCACUGGACAAUGUAGUUGAAGCCCACGGUCUAAAAAUGCUGGCUUCAUGUUUUCUAUCUACUGUACUUAGGCACUGUUUUAUACGAAAUCAUUUCCAUCUGAAAAAACGUGGCGGCCAUGAUUUCUGCCCUUGAUUAUUGGGACGGGAAACACCAAAGUCCCAAUAGUUCAUAUUCUAGAUUUAGGCUAGGGCAUAGUCUUAAGGGGUAAUUGAGAUAGGCGUUCUGUAUUGCUGUAAAACGUCAUUUUACGUAACGUUUCGGUAAGUAGUCUUUCGUUGCAGUAUUUAUUUGGAAUAGCACAAAUCGGAUGAUGCUAAUUUUGUUAUACUCUCGGCCGAAUAACGUUUUUUUUUCCUGUUACCGUUGGACACGAUAAAUGCGUUCGUACUCGUCGAUAGCUCUGUAAAAACAUGAACUGGUGCGCCAGUAUCUAACAAAACAUCUUUGAAGCCUUUUGAAUCAGAUGGUGGGGGGUAUAAAGCUUUACUAUGUAUACAGAUAUAAUCAUGUAAAAGAGUAUACGUAUGAAUAACGGUGAUAUUUUUUCAUCUACCCGCAUUUUACAGAGCUAUUUUGAUCAAUUUAUUAAAUAAUGUCCUACUAGGUGGUUAGGUAAAAAGAAGCUUCGUUAUUUGACCGGCGGUAUAGCAUCACCCGUUAGCUUAUUAAUUUGUUUAGUCGAUGGAUGGUUGUCGAGCUACUAUAUUUUGUUAAGCCUCUGUCUUAGAUAGGUUAUUUAGAUGUUUUAUAUAGGGCUGGCGGUACACUGGGUCUUGACACGGUUUCGGAUCGCUUUUGAUGCGUCACCGUUUAUCACCAGUAUCAACAAAAAAUUUCGUUGCAAUUAAAAGUUAUCUGUCAAACUGACAUGUCGCCAUCCUUGUCUUACUAACUACGUUGAUGAGGGACGGCGAUAUCGAAUGAUCGUCAGACAGACCAUUCUUAUUUGCAAAGAAAUUGUACGUUUAUAUGUAUCGUGCUCAAAUACGCAUUAAAAUAUUUAUCUGUGUAGAAAUUACUGUCUGAAAUAUGUUGUGAAAACAGUGUAUUAGAAUUGUAUUUAUUUCUAACACAAACGUGAAAGUUUCAUGCAAUGAAGAUGACUGUAAAAAAGUUUUCGAAUGGCAUAUCAGACUUGCUCCGCCAUUUUUACAUAAUCUUAUAAUAACAGCUCAUUGUUGGUUUUCACGUGUUCUGCGUAAGUUGAUAUAAUAUGAUAAUAUUUGUAUACACACGCAUGCAUCUACUUGUCUAUUUAAGGGGUUUGUAUUGGAAGCCAUUUUAUGUGUCCAACAUCAACAAAAUGGCGACCGAGGCAGGCAAGAGUUUGACUCUCAUACAGCCAUUGCUGUGUUGGACAUAAAAAAUUCUGGAUAUUUGAAGUUAGCUCUGGUCUGCUAGUUUUACGCCUAGAUUAAGACGAUUUUUUAAAAAUAAACAAUUUUUUUCUACUGUAAUGGCUUCUUUUCCGAUCGAUGUACGACAACAUUUAAUAUAAUAUAGCAUUAUCGAUAUGUACGAUAUUUAAUAGUUUAAAGCUCCUAUUUGAUUUUCAGACCAAUUUUUCUCACUUUUACAUCAUAUAAUUGGAAUGGACUGCCAUAUUUUAAUCUUUAACUGUAACUUUAAUACUUAAAUCGGAGGGAAAUGGACGUCGCCGGGGCCCGCUCAAUGAUUCAAAAAGGUUCACUUAAAAAUUAUGUGUAACAAAAAGAUAUAUUAAAAUCUUUUUUAUAUCAACAGCAACUGAAAUAUGAUGCCGAUAAAGUACUCGAAAUAUUUCGAUGUUCAAUAAAAAAUUAUUACAAAUUGGUAGCUUUUACAAUUUCUACUAAGUACUGUUAAGAGAAAUUAAGGUUUUACUAUAUCUUAAUGUGACACUAAAUUUGGAAUAUGAUUGAAGAUGUAACAAUUUUUAGGGAAAUGGGCACCCCGGACGGUUUUUUAGUAAAUAGAAAUGUCCGCAAAUUAUCAGAUUCCUUUGACACCGUAUUGAAAUGUUUUGUAUAAGUUGAUUUUAUUUGCUAGUCCACGUCUUUGAUAUGUUUAAAAUAAUUAUUCUUAGUGGUGUAAUACUAAUUAUAAUGUAUUGUGUAAAAUAUUUUUUUUUUAGUUAUUAUAUCAAUAAAUUAAAAUUUGUUUAUUUUAUAA